Acipenser ruthenus (sterlet) is the source of this 5004-nucleotide messenger RNA. RefSeq names its product transmembrane protein 164. The transcript is spliced from 6 exons. NCBI's taxonomy places the organism in Eukaryota, Metazoa, Chordata, Actinopteri, Acipenseriformes, Acipenseridae. The record is from RefSeq and is a predicted model, not a curated record. Bases 720 to 1661 code for a protein of 313 amino acids.
AUUUCGGCAAGAGGUUUAUGAAUAUGCAUGCGGGAAGAAACUGAACAAGACAAUUCGUAUUUACUUUGUUGUUCCGGUAGGACAGACUGGUGGGAAAGUAUCUAGAUGAUGAUGAUGAUGAUGGUGAUGGUGGUGGUGGUGGUGUGCUCUAAUUAAUAGUUGACCACGGAUUUGUCAAUCUUAAACGCGCUGAAGUGGGCUCGCGAGCAUUUGUGUACCUCAACAUUGUGUUAAUUAAGGUCGGAUUUCAAAUCUAGGGCCUUUUUCAGUUACAAUUUCUUCACUUUGUGGUUUGAACUUGAUUUACAUCAGCCACGCUGUGCUAGUCCGUGCCGUAACUAUAUUUAUUAUUUAUGGAAUGUAUUGAUCCAAUAAUAUUUGUACAUUUUUGAUAACGUGGAGACCGUAAUUCGUCUCGUACAAUAAUUCUAUUGCUUAGGGAGGUUUCGCAUAUGUUGUAUCUGCUUGAAUUACAAAACGGAUUUAAAUCUAUAUAUAUAGAUUAUUUGUUGUUGUGUUCUAUAUUCACAGUAAAGAACCGUACCUUAACGUUUUAUACAACACGUGUCUUUUUUUCUCACCAUCUAAAUAUAAGUUUGGACAAAGUCCAAUUAAGUGGUCAAUCUUAAUUCAAACCGUUACAGUGUGUGCCUGUUUUUUUUACCACCAUACCGGAAUAAAACAAAUAAUUUAAAAAAAACAGUUCAAUUUUGCGGUUGAUGAUUCGCCAGGAAGUUAAUGAAAUAGCGUCUCUGCUGUCUUGUGCACAUCUUCAAGACGAGAAGCGGAACAUGAGCAGGUAUACCAUCUACAGCCUGUUGGACUGUGUCUACGGGGGCGUGGACCCCAAGUUUGAGGGAAAUGGGGGGCCCGAGUGCGCGGCGUUUCUCUCCUUCAACCAGCGGCUUGGCGAGAGCAUUGUUAUCAUCUUGGCAUCCGCCAUAGAAAUCGUAAUAGCGCUGAGGAAAAUCCAGCAGUGUAAAGAACUGAAAGAAAUGACCAAGGCGGUGUGUGAACACAAGAAAGAGGAAAGCUUCGGAAAGAACCUGCUGCUGGUAGCGCUGUGUCUCACCUUCGGCGUGGAGCUCGGGUUUAAGUUUGCCACCAAGACUUUGAUCUACCUGCUGAACCCUUGCCAUGUUGUCACAAUGGUGCAGAUUUUCCUCCUUGCUUGUCCUCCAGGCAGACUAGCAACGAUCGUCUUUAGGAUGCAGGUACACAUGCUCAAUGGAGCGCUGUUGGCCCUUCUGUUCCCUGUUGUCAACACCAGGCUGCUUCCCUUUGAGAUGGAGGUCUACUAUGUCCAGCACAUCAUGCUGUAUGUUGUGACUGUCUACCUGCUCAGGAAAGGAGGCGUGUACACGGCAGAGCCUCUAGGGGAUUUCUCGUGGGCUCUGCUUUCCUCUGGCCUCCUGUUCUUCUAUCACUUCACCUUCCUGCAGACCUUGGGACUGGUGACCGAAGUGAAUCUGAACAAUAUGCUGUGCCCGGCGGUGUCGGACCCCUUCUACGGGCCCUGGUACCGGGUGUGGGCGACGGGACACCAGACCGCCCUGACGCUGCUCCACGGGAAGAUCCUGACAGGGCUGUUCCACUGCGCCGUGCCCUCCUACCAGUACCUUCUGGACGGGGUCAGACUGAGGACUAAGAAAAUCGACUGAGCCUUGGUUGGCUUCCACACUUUCAUGUAGAAAAGAAAAAACAAACCAUUUCACUAGCCAGUAUUGCUUUACAGAUUGAGGGUGUUUUUAUUUAAACUCGUUUAUUUGAGUCAGUAAACUCGAUGCAUCACUUCCUGUGCUAGAAUACUGGCACUGGGAUUAUUUUUGGGGGGGUAUGUUCUUGGUAGCGAAAGGAGUAUUGUUUUUGAAUGUGCUUUUAAAAUGACUUGCAGCAGUUCACUUUUUUUAAUGGAAGUCAGUCUUACUGUUCAGAAUGCUCUCUGCAGUUUUUUGUUUUGUUUUUGUUGAAACGUGAACUGGGCCAACAUUCCAUGGAGGGGUGCUGUAGCCCCAGUUGUUUUUUAUAUAUAUAUAUAUAUAUAUAUAUAUAUAUAUAUAUAUAUAGUUUGCUACUUAGUUUUCGUAAAAAAAGAAAAAGGGGCAUAGUUAUUUUCGAGCUCUAUAGAGACAAUGUAUUAAACAUGACAUGGAUGACAAUCCUUUGCCAGUUUGAGAAGAUGUGCGCCAGUUUUUGAUGGGUCCUGCAUCAGGUAUUUGCAAUCUCAUCCAAAGCCAUGACUUUGAGCACCGCCCUGUAUCUACUGCAGUUAUGUUGGGAAACGGUAGAUGUCAGAUUUAAGGUACAGUACAGUAUGUAAAUACAGAAUCAACAGGCGUUACCUUUUAACUCGGUUAUUCCACAAGGCGGUUGAUAAACUGGGGUGCCUUUCUUCUAAAGAAAAAUAAAUAUAUUAAAACAAUGUGGAUUCAUCAAGAAGCCAAGACCUACUUGGCACUGCAAGGGAAUCAGUUCAUUUGUAGAUCUAUUCAAUCGGUGCUUUUCAACCCUGGUCCUUGAGUGUACCCCCUAACUGUACAGCUUUUUGUACCAAAUAUUUAUUUUAAACAUGCAUUGCUUUCCAGUGCCCAGAAGACAGCACUGACAGACAGCCUCAGACUCCAAACUGUGUAGCUGCAGGGAUUCCUCUACAGUCUGUGUUCAUUACCAUUUGCAAUAAUUAAAAAAAAAAAAAAAUCAUUGCGUAAUAAUCGAACCAGAAAGGUUGAUAUUUAUAUAAAACUGAGACUGUGGCAAAACGCAGUCCAAACCUCUAAAGGAGGUUAGGCAUGUAUGAUAAACGUUUGGUGUAAAAUGUAGCGUGACACCAGGAUGAAACACAAACCUGGAGUGCUGAGUACUUGAAGACCAGUGUUGAAAACCACUGUAUUUAAUCUAUUUCUCCCCUCGGCCAGAGGUCCUUUGAGCUCUCUCAAUCAAAGGGAACUCUUAGCAGGGGCUGGAAUGGGGUCAAAAAGUUGUUUUUUUUUUUGUAUUUAGGAAGCUCAUUACCUCUAAGGGAAUCUCUCUGUACAGUACUGUAUGCCUUAAUUCACGUUUCAAGAAACCAUUUUGUAGUAACAAGAUCUAUUUGAACUCUCCAAUGAACGGAAUCCAUUGAGUUUUUAUAGUUAAUAUUUCAGUUAAAUCUGGCGAUGGGAUCUUGUAAUGCUUCAGUCAACCUCAACACAGGGGUGAGCUCUCGUUCACAAACAGAAUGAGCCAUUUGUGGAAUUGAAAAAUGUGCAUUUUUACACAGCGAAUUAUGAUGGAGCGAUGACCCACAAGAAGACACCAUCAGAGGCUCUGAACCCCAACCCAAGGGCUGUAUGAUGCUUCACAGGUGAUUGCAGAAAGCAGAUAUCCUUCUCAAGGUAUUAAGGAAACCUGUCAGCUGGACGCAUCUUAUACUUCAAGCUUUAGAAUAUAUUUCAAUGUAGGUCCUCACAUCAUUCAGCAACACCAUCUGCUGUGCGUGUAUAAAACAUGCCAUAUGUAGUACACCUUUGUGUGCCUAAUUCCUGAUGAAUUGCCCCUCUGUUGUGUAAUACAUCAAUUCUGACCCUCAAUGUUGCAAGUCAGUAUCAGUCCAACAGGACAGCACAAACUACAGGCUUGAUUGGUAGGUGCUACCGAGGCUGCAAAGAAAUGAUUUAUUUUACACAAUCUAGAGUAAAGACAUGGCUGUGGAUUCCCAUCUUCGCUGCAGGAAUUAAAUGAAUAAUCUUCACAGGGGAUCAGUACCCUCAUGGUGGACCUGCACUUGACAGACAGCCUUUCUAUUAUUUGUAAAACCCAUUAAAAUAUGAAAUGUUUGAGAAAAUGUAACAGAACUACAAGAGUCCCCAGGACCAAGUUCUGAGGGUAAAGGGAUAAUGUCAUUUGUAAAAUGGACAAGCUGAUGUUUCCUGUUGUGAGUGUUAGAAUGUAAAGUAAGUAACAUUUUAGUUAUUUAAAUAGUUCUAUUGACCUACAUCUUGGUUAUGAAAUAGUGUAUUUGUUAUUGUGUACCUUUUGACUGGAGUUUCAAAGGAAUAUUUAUAUGGUGUGUGUAAAAGCCGUGUUUUUUAUUUUUAUCAUUAUAAUGUUGGAUGUUGACGGAAUAUUUAAGUGUUAAGUUCCAGGCCAGCAAUUUCUUCCUUGAUCGUCAAAACAGUUUAAUCCAAAAUGGACACUUCACAAAUUCUGUUUCCUGUCUCUUGCCUGUCAGAGAGAUGAAUGUACGUGAGUCACAAUCAAACUGACUGCCACAGAUCAGACUGCUCUGCUUAAUAAUAUUACUUUAAUAAAAAUGAAUAUCCAAGAUAACUGUCCUUUACUAGUGGGAAAAUAUGUUCUAUGGAAGUCUCACCUGAACUUGUCCAUUACUACUCUUUAUUUGGUCAUGUGUAUCUAAUCCUGUGCAACCCUCUUAAACUAUUUUGCUCAUUAAGGUUGUUUUAUUUUACUUUGCAUCCAUUUUUUGGUUUGUUAUUUGGCAAGCAUUAUCUUCAACCAACUUCAGUCUUAAAAUUAAAAGAUAUAGUUAAAGGCGGCAGCACCCACAUUAAAAAAAGAUGGAUGCAAAAUAGGAAAAAUUACCUUAAAAUAGCAGAACUGCAAGAAUGGGUAGACAUAGGCUUCUAUAUACAUGAAAAAAAAGUGCGGCAAUAAAGAUGUUAUGCGUAGGUGAAGCAGCUUCUACAGUAAAUUGCACAGAAAUAUUAGAUAUACUUUACCUCCAAAAGGUAGUCAUGUCACAUGAUUUAUAAAAUCAGAAGUUUAAACAUCCACUCUAUAGCUUUAAAAUGUUACAAGUUUUGAAGUUUAAAAAUGAGAAGUGUCAGUAUCUUACGAUUUGGGAGGGAAGGUUACUGGGGGAUAACCAAGAUUAAGGUGUUGUUUCAGUUCAGUACUUGAUGUGUAAAUGCUUGAUUACUUUUUUUUCCCCCCCAUGUGUGAAGAUUGUUAUAAUUGUUUUUCUGUUCUCUUUAAUAAAAAGGUCACCCUGUCAAUCUGAAGCUA